This is a messenger RNA of Doryrhamphus excisus (bluestripe pipefish), 3635 nucleotides long. It is a transcript of the gene p2rx5, whose product is annotated as purinergic receptor P2X, ligand-gated ion channel, 5. The record is from RefSeq and is a predicted model, not a curated record. Gene Ontology annotation, biological process: calcium ion transmembrane transport; response to ATP. Lineage: Eukaryota; Metazoa; Chordata; Actinopteri; Syngnathiformes; Syngnathidae. Gene Ontology annotation, cellular component: plasma membrane. Gene Ontology annotation, molecular function: protein binding; purinergic nucleotide receptor activity; extracellularly ATP-gated monoatomic cation channel activity.
AGUUUUGUUUGAGGUGACGCCAUCAGUCCGCGACAUGCUCAGCUCAAAACAAAAGCAGCCAAAACAGUCUCUUCUGUUUUAUACUAUAGAAAAUUUCAAUAAGGUCUUGGUGUUUUCAUUUCGUGCACGCGCUUUUAUGAAGUGAAAUGUGUUUUAGCAUAGAUUGAAAACACAUUUAACAUAGCUUCCGUGUUAGCAUCAAUACUGAGAGCCUUUGUAUUAGCAUGAAACAUACUUCCAAGUCCCAUAUGUACGAUGCGGAAAGUUAAAACUUGUAAAAGUUGCUGGAGAAUAGUUUUGAACUUUAAUUCCACAGGGGUACGUGUCUGACCGCCCUCUAGAGACAAUGAUGAAGCGUAGUACACGAUGCUCCAUCUUGCCCUGCGUCUCUAGCGCCAUGGGGAACUUCAAGGUCAAAAUCCAAAGAAGGCCCACCUGCAGAGGCUGAUCUUUGCUGGGAAGCAGCUGGAAGAUGGCUGGACCCUCUCUGAUUACAGCAUCCACAACGGCAGCAGAGGCUAUAUUAGGCAUGUCGGAGGAGCAUGCGGGGUGUGAGCGGUCCUGACGAGUGGACCAGCUGAGGGGACGGGGACACUCCGCUGACAACAUGGCCGGCUGGGGCACCUUCUUCGUUUCUCUCCUCAACUACAAGACGGAGAAGUAUGUGAUCGCAGAGAACCGGAGAAUCGGAAUAUUGUUUCGAAUCUACCAGCUGGCCGUCCUGGGCUACAUCAUCGGGUGGGUGUUCGUAAUGAAGAAGGGCUACCAGGAGAGAGAGGAGGCCAUCCAGUCAUCCGUCAUCACCAAGCUCAAAGGCGUCACGCUGACCAACAGCUCAGAGAGUGGCCUUCACCUGUGGAGUGCGGAGGACUACGUCAUUCCGCCAAGUGGCGAGCAGGUUUUUUUCGUGGUCACAAAUUACAUUGAGACCCCCCAUCAGAGGCUGGGCUUCUGUGCCGAGAGUGUCAAGGUGCCACACGGCCGAUGUCUCGCCGAUGAUGACUGCAUGGAGGGGGAGACUGUUACAGCCGGCCAUGGAAUUCAAACUGGUUUGUGUGUAAACAGCACUGGGACCUGCCAGAUUCACGCCUGGUGUCCCGUGGAGUACGGCAAGAGACCCGCAGAGCCUUUACUCAGCGAAGCUGAAAACUUCACCAUUUACAUCAAGAAUUUCAUCAGGUUCCCAAAGUUUGAAUUCUCCAAGUCCAACGUUCUUGACAGCACUGAUGACAGUUACUUGAAGAGAUGCUCCUACGAUCCCGUCACCCAUCCUUACUGUCCCAUCUUCCGCCUGGGAGAUCUGGUCAGAUGGAGCGGACAUGACUUCCAGGACAUGGCUGCCAAGGGCGGCUCCGUGGGCAUUCUUAUUGAGUGGUACUGUGACUUGGAUAAGGACUCGUCCAGGUGUAACCCGGAGUACAGCUUCACCCGUCUGGACAUGAACCUCAACAACUCUGUUACAUCGGGGUACAACUUCAGGUACGCCAGGUACUUCAAGGAUGAAAACGGGGAGACCUUUCGUACUCUGUACAAAGUGUACGGGAUUCGCUUUGACAUCAUGAUCAACGGCCAGGCUGGGAAAUUCAAUAUUGUUCCCACCAUCAUCGCCAUCGGCUCUGGCGUUGCUCUGCUGGGAAUCGGGGCCUUCGUCUGCGAUAUGAUACUCCUGUACAUGAUGAACACCAGCUCCUUCUAUCGGGAAAGGAAGUUUGAAAUCAUCAAUUUCAAGAAAGAACGGACCAAAGACAAGGUAGGGAAGCCGGGACACCGGGAGAGGAAGUCCAGGAAAUCAGCAGCAGAGGAAGGGGGCGCCAACUCCAACAAGAAGCCCGAGGAUAUUGAAGGCAUCGUGGGAUCAUCCGGCAACGUGGAGAAGAAAUCCCCUGAGGACAAGCGGGGUCCCACCAUUCCACGGAACACGGGCCAACGCUACACGUCCGUCCUCUCGGCCCAAGGUGCCGAACCAAAGCAUCACAUCACAUUCUCUUCACACAACUGACAAGCGAGCCACAGCGGGGGUCUCGCUCGGUUGGCUUGCAAAAGUGGAUUUGCCCGGACUGAAGAGCGGUCGGUCCGCACGGAUGCACGUGGGCAGGACGGCGAUGCACUCGCACACAGGAAAUGACGCCAAGUUGAUAACUGCCAUAACUUUCUUUUGUGACUGACUCAUGAACGGGGGGGCCCCCCACAUUAAUGGCUAUUUUUACUCCAGUGGAACCUACGUUGGCAUACACGUGGGUCAGCGUGUUUUUCAGUUAACGUCAACGCAAAACAAAGCAUGUGAAUGGAAAAAGAAUGAAAAUGACAAGAAAAGAAAAAUGAUGGCAAAACAGGAAGGUGGUGUCCCUGUUGAUCUGGCCGCCAUGCCGCGUCUUUGGCAACCAUCAUGUCUUAGUAAUCCAAGUUUCUCAGAAUGUGACUUCUACCCGAAUUGACUUUGCUGCAUGCUUUGGAGAAAUCGGGAUACUUGGGGAACCUGAAGCGGUGUCCUCUACCUCACGUUAUUUUAUGUGGACAUAAAACGGGAGUCCCAAAGGGGUCAUUUCUCCGAAAGGCCGUUUAUGUCGACACGUGUGGUGAUGUUGUUAACUUCCUUAUUGUGGCGAGGACGCAUGAAACAACAGCAACAUAACGGCCGCCUUGUUACACAGCAUUAAAAGCUUUUAUUUGUCAAUAAGUUAGAAGAGAAUUUCCAGUGUAAAAACCAUCACUAACCAUCCUCCAAAGGCUCCUGGUUCUUCGCCGGCCAAUAAAAAGCAUCUUCUCCAGCUUUUGUUUUUUCCAUUUCCAAACUCAUUUCUGGUGUUUUUGGCUUCGGAGGUCCAUGUUUUCAUCGUCCAUGAGCUUUUCUUCAUGCGUUCCAAAGCCAUCAGUCGCUCAGUCCUUCUUGGCCUGCUUGUCCCUGCGCUUCCGCCUCAUGUCGGACAUGAUUCCGAGUAGGGACAUCAGGAUGGGCAAACAUAUGGGCAGGAAGAGCGGGAUGUAGAUGGCAAACUUCUGGUGGUCCAGGAAGUAGAGGAGGUGGAGCAGCGAUGGAUCAAAGAAGGCCCUCUCGGACGCCAAGAUGGCCUCCUUGCUGUACUGCAGCGCGAAACCCAGGUUCCCGGCCUCCAGCUCGGCCAGGGCCAGCUGCAGCGACGAGACGGCGCUGGUUAAGCUAAUGUCCCAUAUUUUCCCUAAGUGAAGCUUUUCCAAGCAUCCAAUAUGGCUGCAAGGAGUCACAUACAAACGGAAGGCAUUCAGACGAUGCAUUCAAAGACAUGUGAUAUGUAGUAUUCUACACCGAUCACCAGGUGUCAGUAUGUGUAGCGGUGCAAAUGUAUCCAAGGUGGGGCUGGGUCAGGGUCAGCAUUCAGCAGACUGAAGGUUAUCUCAUAACCUAAGAAGAUAAAUAGAUGACGCGUGAAGGACAAACAAAGACAUUAAAAGGUGAGUGAGCCGGGCUGGACUUGAAGUCUCUCAUGCUGUCAGCUUCGCUCUGUCGGCUUCCGGGGCCGAGAUGCACUCUGGGCUUCUCUCGGCUUCCGAGGGCCAAGGUGCGUGCUGCUUCACAUGACCACUAGAUGUCAGACUUGCAAUUUCCCAAUUCUCGACCAGACUUCUUUUCAAACUGUCUGUUCUUUUGUUUGUUUCAC